AUGGCUCUGCUGUGCUUCGGCGCAAGUCGAGGCCAGCCGAUCGCAAGCUACGAUGCCUACUGUGGUAAUUCGAAGGUCGACAUUCCCAAAGGAACUUCGUACGUCUGCUUUGUCUCGCAUGACGGCGUUAUUGUUGAUGCGGCACAAGUCUCGUCCUCGACCCGUGUCUAUCCCAACGACGAGACCUCAUUCGACCAGCCCGAUACGUCGCUGGACUUUGUCACAGACACCUUCGAGGUGAUCGUCCGACCUAGUGCUCAAAAGGUCGACGAAGGAUGUGUGGACUACCUGAUCGUGCCCCCGGGUACAGCCGACGUGAACCACGACAGGUCUAGUCUUUCCGGCGAUGCAUGGUAUGGCUGGAUUACGACUGGCUCCGAAUUGUAA
Molecule: messenger RNA, 387 nt
Organism: Pseudozyma hubeiensis SY62
Lineage: Eukaryota; Fungi; Basidiomycota; Ustilaginomycetes; Ustilaginales; Ustilaginaceae
Product: oligopeptidase
Exons: 3
Coding region: 1-387 (128 amino acids)
Source: RefSeq, a predicted model, not a curated record